UUCAGAUUCCCCACCCAUCUUAUAAUACACAUGUUGCCUGGUUUCAAAGCAAUAUGAUGAUGUUUUGUAACAUAUGGACAAUUCACUCUAUAUUGAUUCCGUAUAACAAAAUCUUACACAGAAAAGUGUUGUUAUGAAGUAUUUGUACAUCUUAGUCAUUUACGGAUUUAUAUUUCUCUUAACAGCCUUACAAAUGCAGUAUACUAUAAUAAAAGGAUUAUUAUGGAGUUUAUUUUUCUUUUGGCUAAUACGACCUGUACUAACUGGUAUUACACUCGACAACUCUUGUGGUAUAACUAGAGGAUGUUAUCAUGACUGUACCUCAAGCGGUUGUAGUUUUCUCAUCAUGUGGUUUUACAGACCGGAAAUAAAAGCCAUAGAGUUUACUAUGAAGAAAAGCUUCAGCGAUAUAUAUAGACAACAAUGGUUUGCUAUGGGUUUCUCGCAUGAUGAACGCAUGGGAGAUGACAGUGUUAUUGAAUGUGUCAGUGAUCCUGAUGUACGUAUUUGGGCAGAUGCCAGGCACUCGUACAAUGACAAUCACUACAAUGUGGAGAUCAGUCAUCCAAAGAUCGGAUUACGUGAAAUGUCAGGAUCUAUGCGUGAUGGGAUAAUAACCUGUAACUUUACAAGACUGGUCCGUGUGGAGGAUAUAGAUAGCAUAUUUAAUCUGGAUAAACCUUGGUAUCUACUCGUCACUAAUGGAUAUAUGGAUAAUGGUUCGAAGUUAAAGCACGAGUUGUACCCAAAUGAACCGUUUAUUUCACCUUAUAAAGUAGACUUUCAGAAACAUGAUGAUGUAACAGGCCGGAAAAUACACUACUUGGUCAGAGUACACGGUUGUUUGAUGGUAUUUGCCUGGAUGAUAUUGGCAAGUGCCUCAAUAAUUUUGGCUCGAUAUUACAAACACCAAUGGCCUGAAGGCCGGGCGUGUGGUCGCAGAAUAUGGUACCAGGUACACAAGGUUAUAAUGCUGUCAGUAUUGAUAUGUGUAACUGCAUCAUUUAUUGUUAUUUGGAUUCAUACAAAGGGAUAUGCAAAGUUAAAAGGAGCCAAUGUUAUUCAGAAAGCACACCCAACGCUUGGUAUAAUAGUUAUGGGACUAACAGUUAUAAAUCCUUUAAUGGCAUUUAUACGUCCAAAAUCAGACACAGCUACUCGCCCAAUAUUCAAAUAUGUACAUGGAUUUUUAGGGACGACUGUUUACGUAAUUGCAAUACUGAACUGUAUUCUCGGUGUUACCUUACCGAAUACAUUUGUUCCCUGGUAUACAAUGUGGAUCAUUAUAGCAUUCGCUAUCUAUCAACUAGUUUUUGAAAUUAUGAUGGAAUCUUAUGAAUGCUUUUUAAUUAAAACAGGUCGAAAAUCAGAUUACGAGAUCAGAGAAAUGUCUGCCAUUAGGAACUCAAUCACCAAGAUUCCAGCACCUCCGGGAUCUUUGCUGAAGAACAUUUUAAUCGGUUUCCAUGUUUUAGUGUUAUUUGGAUUUGGAAUAACGAGCAUAGUUACGAUUGCUUUGUGAAAGCAUAAACACUUAAAAUGUUCUACAAUUGAAAAGGACAACGGGAACGGGAACGGAAGAACUGCUGGUCAUUGAUUUUACGUUAAAACCCUCCGCUUGAAGCGAACAGUACAGAUAUUCACACCGACGUUGUAUGCUACUCCGAAGUGGCAAACAAACUUGAGAAUACAAGUUAUUAUAAACCUAAUGCCAAACAAAUAUACUAUAUAGAUAAAGAUAAUGUCAGGUUCAUGGACCAAAUAAAAUAAUAUGGAUACUUAAAUACAACAUUUACAACGUUACAAACGCUUUGAAGUAAAAUCAUAUCCAUACAUGCCACAGGCAAUAGAUGUGCUCUUCUGUGUUACACUAUGAUCAUGCUUAGGCACUACUGACGAUAUGUCCAAGUUACUAAGCUCCAAGCUAAUCAGUCUUUUAAGUGUUCACUCCAGCAUUGAAAUUAGUAAGGACGAUAUAUCUUUUUAUUUAGAAGACUUAUCAUAUGUAAUCUUCCUGACUUUAUAGAGGAUCCUGAUCAUGUGCUAAUGUUAUUUCUUCCUAGCUGCAGUAGGUUUGUUCUCCAAAAUAUCCGAUCUAUUUUUGUACCAGUGUUAAGUGUACAUAGAGGAUUUUUGUAAUUUUGCGGUGGUAAUUCUGCAAGAUGUCAUGGUACUAAUACCUGCACAUUUUUAGUUUAUAUACCAAAACAUUGGGUUGAAAAUUAGCCUCUGUGUUUGAUUAUUCUAUCUGUCAACCUCAGAUUAAAUUUUGUUAUACAUGUAUUUGAAAUCUUGGAGGUUCUAUUCUCAAUAAAAUUAUAUAGCUUUUAACGUUUUGUCUGUUAGUGUACGGGCAAAGGCGAAGAUUCUGCUUUCAAUUUAAAGCUCAUUUGUUGCUUGCAGUAGGGUAUUAUAUACCGUAAGUUUCAAUUCUCUUUCUUUCGCUUAAAACACAUUGAAGGUAAUAUCUACUUUUUGCUUACCUGAAAGGAAUGUUAAGGGAGAGCUAUAAGAAUAGUUUACUCCUGAAGAUCCCGCAAACGGGUGAAACCGGUCGAGUUACAUUAUUUUAUACUACUUAAUUGGAUUGGAAUUAUUAAAUAUGUAAAAAAUAU
Mercenaria mercenaria is the source of this 2615-nucleotide messenger RNA. RefSeq names its product putative ferric-chelate reductase 1. NCBI's taxonomy places the organism in Eukaryota, Metazoa, Mollusca, Bivalvia, Venerida, Veneridae. The record is from RefSeq and is a predicted model, not a curated record. The transcript is spliced from 12 exons. Bases 134 to 1522 code for a protein of 462 amino acids. Gene Ontology annotation, molecular function: oxidoreductase activity, acting on metal ions.